This is a messenger RNA of Phaedon cochleariae (mustard beetle), 690 nucleotides long. The record is from the annotation of a GenBank genome assembly. NCBI's taxonomy places the organism in Eukaryota, Metazoa, Arthropoda, Insecta, Coleoptera, Chrysomelidae.
AUGCUAUCGUCUUCACCAACAGUGACGGUAGAAGAUAGCAUAACAAGUUGUACCUCGAAUCUCACUUCACUCGAAUGCUCUCAAUCCUCCAACCUCACCAUCAUAUGCGGGAACCUCUACCAGAGCUCCAACGAUGACUACUAUUGCUCACUCAACCUCACUGACAAGUGGUACCACUGCACUGGAUGCAGCGCAAACUCUUCCGAUGACUUUCUAGUGAACUACCUCGGGGGUAGCGUCAGUGACUUCAUCAUCCGAGUUUCCAAUGCCCAGUGCAAUAUAACGAACACUGGACAUGAUGUGCUCUCCAUGUGCAAAGACGAGUUUAGUGACGACUUUGGUGCGGUGUCUUAUGAUUGGAGUUUUCUCUUUGUUGUGGUGUUCAUCAUAGCUGGUGGUUUGGGCAACAUUUUGGUGUGCCUCGCGAUCUUGUUGGACAGAAGACUGCAGAAUGUUACGAAUUACUUUCUGUUAUCGUUGGCGAUAGCUGAUUUGUUGGUCAGUUUGUUCGUGAUGCCUUUGGGAGCCAUACAGGGAUUUUUAGCUGAGUAUUUGCAUAACUCAUUUCAACUGGUUGGAUCUACAAUGCCAUGGUGGAACAGCGAAAAAUGGGCAGAUACACCUCCAUCUGUUGAAGGCGAACAGGUUCUAGUGGAGAAUCACGAAGUGAUGAUGCCGUACAGAAAAUGA